AUGAUUUCCGAGAAUGUUCAACAGGAUGAAACGAUGACUACCGAUGCUUUAAAGGAUACGAGAAUCGAUAAAAUACCAGCAGUAAUUUGCGUUCAAAUCGAUGAGAACAAUAAGAAGCGUUCGAGUAAUCCAGCCAAUGGCCAGGAUGCUUGUAAAGUUUUACCCUCGUCUACGUUGGCCACUUGUCGUCAAGACUAUCCCUCAGGAUGUACGAUCUUAGAAUGUCGUUUGGAUGCCUUUAAUAGACCCGUGGCUCAGAUUCUUCAAGUGCCACCUUUAAAUUCGGAUGCAAACAGUCAGAAGAUGGGUCUAUACGUUGAAGCUAAACAUACACCAACUGGACCAUAUUCUAGGUAAUUUUAAAAGCUCAAAUAUCCAUGGAUGACAUCGUCAAUAAUUUUGUCUACGUUUAGGGUAACAUCGUGUCCAGUCGAAGACACUUGCGAACAAUCCAAAGACAACGUUCGCUUGCUACGA
Molecule: messenger RNA, 477 nt
Organism: Polistes dominula (European paper wasp)
Lineage: Eukaryota; Metazoa; Arthropoda; Insecta; Hymenoptera; Vespidae
Source: RefSeq, a predicted model, not a curated record